Molecule: messenger RNA, 1895 nt
Organism: Ahaetulla prasina
Lineage: Eukaryota; Metazoa; Chordata; Lepidosauria; Squamata; Colubridae
Gene: SRP19
Product: signal recognition particle 19
Exons: 5
Coding region: 149-583 (144 amino acids)
Biological process (GO): SRP-dependent cotranslational protein targeting to membrane; SRP-dependent cotranslational protein targeting to membrane, signal sequence recognition
Cellular component (GO): signal recognition particle, endoplasmic reticulum targeting
Molecular function (GO): 7S RNA binding
Source: RefSeq, a predicted model, not a curated record
CUUCCGCUUAACCAAUGGGAUCGAACGACAUCGGUAACGCGAAGGCGGGACAACUGGUUUGGCUCUCUCCGCUUCCCGUCCCCGAUUUGCCGUUGCCGUUGAAUGGCUGAGUCACGAAAAGCCGCUGCCGCCUGCCGAUGCGGAGGCCAUGGCUUGGGCUGCGCCUUCUUUACCCUCCGAUAAAUCUCGGUUUAUCUGUAUAUAUCCAGCCUACAUAAAUAACAAGAAGACAAUAGCAGAAGGAAGAAGAAUACCUCUUGACAAAGCUAUUGAAAAUCCUACUUCUACAGAAAUUCAAGAUGUUUGUGCAGCAGUUGGUCUUAAUGUGCUCUUGGAGAAAAACAAAAUGUAUUCCAGGGAAUGGAACCGUGAUGCGCAAUAUAGGGGUAGAGUUCGCAUUCAGUUGAAGCAGGAAGAUGGCAAUUUAUGUCAGCCUCAAUUUCCAACACGUAAGGCAGUGAUGUUAUAUGCAGCAGAAACCAUUCCCAAACUGAAAACAAGGACACAGAAAAUGGGAGGCAGUGACCCAAGUCUACAGCAAGGAGAAGGUGGCAAAAAAAAUAAAGGAAAAAAGAAGAAAUGAAUGUGACAUGGACUAAUACUAUAUUUUCAAAUGAAUAUGGUUACAGAAGAAUAAUGACUUCAAAUGACAGUUGGAUAGACCAAUGAGAACAUGCAAAGCUAUUUUGUGAUAGUUUUUAAAUUAGAAUGCGUUUCAUUUUGCAUAAAAUUAUGGUUGAACCAUUUGGGAACAUAUCCAGAAAAUCCUCUUCUAGUAUUUAAAACAUACAGUAGUGGCCAAAAUUGUGGAAACCUUUUGGGAAAAGAGUAUUUUCAAAACCUAGAUAUUAACACCACUUUUUGGGGAGUAGUACAAUAAAAUUUGAGGGAUGUGUUGGCUCAGUGGCUAAGACAUUGAGCUUGUCGAUUGAAAAGUCAACAGUUCAGCAGUUUGAAUCCCUAGUGCCGUGUAACAGGGUGAGCUCCUGUUACUUGCCCCAGCUUCUGCCAACCUAGUAGUUCAAAAGCAUGUAAAAAAUGCAAGUAGAAAAAUAGGGACCCCAUUUGGUGGGAAGGUAACAGCAUGGCUUUAGUCAUGCCGGCCACAUGAUCAUGGAGAUGUCUUCGGACAGUGCUGGCUCUUCAGCUUUGAAAUGGAGAUGAGCACCAUCCCCUAGAGUUGGGAACGACUAGCACAUAUGUGUGAGGGGAACCUUUACCUUUACCAUAAAAUUAUAUAUUAAUGGAAAGACAAUUUAAUCAAGAAUGUAAUGAAAUAACUUAUGAAGGAUUUGCUAUUAGAAUAGCAGUUACAAUAUAAAGAAGAAAAGUGAAACACGUAGAAAAAAUGAGAUAUACAAAAAUUAGCACCAUAGAAAAAACGCGGUAUACAAAAAUUAUCAUGUCAGUUAAUACUUAGCUGGGUAACCUUUAGCAUGAAUUACGGCCUUACAACAUUGUCCCAUAGAGUGACCAAAGUCUUUUAGUUCUGCAGUUGUUAUAAUGUAAAGCCAGGAUUGAAUGAUUGCUUCUAUUAACUGGAUUUUAUCGCUGGGUUGCUUCUGACUAACAAGUUUCUUUAGUCGGCUCCAUAGAUUUUCAAUUGGGUUAAGCAUUCCAACAGUGAAUCUUGAAACUCUGAAAAAAAAGUGGUGUUCUUAGCCAUCAAAUCUCAAAAAUACACUUUUCCCAAAAGAUUUCCACAAUUUUGGCCACUACUGUAUGGAAAAAAUGUUUUAAUGUAUUGAACUGUAUGUACAAAUGAGUGCAAAGCUGUUUGUUUUUGCCUUGCACACAUUUUCACUUGGUAAUUUCACAAUGAAAAUACAUUGUCACUGUGAUCUUAGGCUUCUGAAACAAUUUUUCUUUAUUACAAUAAACAUGUUUGAAUUAAA